Molecule: messenger RNA, 3643 nt
Organism: Rhipicephalus microplus (southern cattle tick)
Lineage: Eukaryota; Metazoa; Arthropoda; Arachnida; Ixodida; Ixodidae
Product: fibroblast growth factor 9-like
Molecular function (GO): growth factor activity
Source: RefSeq, a predicted model, not a curated record
GGGCCGUCAGGCUGUGCAGUGCUCCGCGGUGCCGCGAUGAUCAUGCAUGCCGCUGCCGGGAUGCCGGAACCUGGCCGUGGUGCUCCUCGCGAUGCUCCUGCUGCUUCUGGUCGCCGCGUCAGCGAGGGCGCGCGCCGCUUCGGUGGCCGACGUCAGCGCCGAAGAUGCCGACGACAACACGAGCAGGCGACAGCUCUCAGGAGACGACGGUGCGCCGGCUGCGACACGGACGGGCGCGUGCAGCCGCAGCGAUAGCUGCUGCUAGUGCGGAUGCCGACGAACUGGGCGAAGGCUCCUCCUCAUCCGAGGAGCAGGACAGUGGUGGCAUGGUAGCUGACGACCCCAACGACGCCGCCAACGAGGCCGUCAAGCAUCCGCGCGGCACGAGCCGCUACCUGCAGCUCUACUGUCGCACUGGAUACAACCUGGUCAUCCACGCCAACGGGAAGGUCAACGGGACCAGGGAGGACCGGAACCGAUACGCCGUCCUGGAGAUGAACGCGGUGGCGGUGAAGCUGUACAGUAUUCGUGGAGUGGUCAGCAAACGCUACCUCUGCAUGAACCGCAAGGGACAGCUCUCUGGACAGAAGCGACGCUCGGAGAAGUGCAUCUUCCAAGUGAACGAGCUGCCCAACUCGUACACCACUUACUCGUCCAUGCGCUACUCACGUGGUACACGCUGGCGCUGGUACCUGUCCAUCGGCAAGAACGGACACGUCAAGAGGGGCCGCAGGCCGCGACAGAAAGGCACCAACUUCCUGCCCCGAAGCGUCAAGGACUUCAAGCCAUGAGCCCCGAAGACCUGCGCUGUACCGAACAUCACUAACCGUCGUUCUCUCUUCACCCAAACAACAAAACAACACAAAAAACCCGAGGCCUCCCUGCUAAUGGCGAGACUAUUCGGUGCGACUGUUACCCCGUGUCAGGUGGCUCACGGCAUCGCCGGGGACAGCACCAAAGUGAGAAACCGGCCACGCCGGACUAAUCCUGCUGCAGUGCCGUUGUUCGAGUCUCCGAGAUCAACGACAUAUUUCGACGAUGCCGUGCCGCUUCACAGUUACCAGUGACCGGCACGGUCACCGCUCCAUGACCGCCUUCCACCAGAGGUCGCCCCGACUCGUCCGCUCACAUCGGGCCGACGUGUCUUGCUCCAGGGUCUUGUGCCGACCCUGGCUGUGCUCGUUUCAGCACUUUUCUGCGGCCACACGCUUUCUUUGCCGCAGAUUUCCUUUCUUCGUUUCGCUAGAACAAGAACUACGGUGGUGCGUUUCACAUUUCGCCACUUAUAGUUCUCUCGCCGUGCGCUUAUCGGCGCGCGAUAAUAUCGUUGAUGAACGCAGAAGCGAACCCACUAUGGCAGCUCUCGUUCUAGUACGAAGAAAAGUUCACUGUGAGGCCCUGUGUACGAUUAAGUGACUCCUAUAGACGUUUACGUCUCUACCAAGCUGCUUCGUGUGCAUAGGCCGAAUGAAUGUAGUUUUGGUUCACCCCUGUCUUCUUGCAUUGCCAAGGACAAAAUUCUGUCAAUAGUCCGCUACUGAACCACAAUAGCGACGGCUAACUGCAUACUGUAACUGUCAUUACGUCGUAAAUUUGUGUUCGGUUGGUAGACGGCAACGAAUGUUCGCAGUAUUUCCUAAAUCUUGAGACGACAGGUCGUGUGCCCAGUUUUGAUACAAGAACAUUUGGCGACCUUGUGUUAGCAUCCCGAAAGCAUAUGUGUAACUUGUUUUGUUCUUCGUAUAAAAGAAGAUGCAUUGCGAUGUUAGUACGACACUUGUGUACGUCUCUGUUGGCGUGUGCUACAUGCCUGGUUGCACUUCUAGGAGUGUUGACUGAAUGCAAUGGUACCGGCACACGCAAUUGUUUGGUGUCGCUGGAUUCAACGUUGACGUCUGGACUUCGUGUGCUUUUCUGGCGACGCUUGGAGACCAUUGCAGAGUGGGGGUGCAACAUGCACACUUGUGGAACGGACAAAGGCUGUGCUAUCUCGAGUUACUACAGUAUCGUGUACGUGCAUGUUUUCUUGUUUAUUUUUGUCUUUUUGUGAGGCACAAAAAGGCUGCUCGCAGCCACGAAAGAAGCUGGUGUCUCCGCAAGCGCCGUACUGUGACUCGAGGAUUUGUGACGACGCGCCGAUGCAAUGCGCUCCCUGCGUUUUGCGAUGUGUAUAAUAACGCUAUAGCUUCGCAACACCGACUAAGCGAAGUUGUACAUUUUCCGGUGAAGAAGUGUGCCCUCACGUGACGUCGGACGAGGUGGAUGACGUAAAAUUCACAAAGUCCGCCUAUGCUACCUCGUAGCCAUAGGCGUGUUCAGGGUUUCGCCAUUACAUGUAAAGGGGAGGGGGCGCGGGAUUAUCGCAGCACCCCCCCCCCCAAUCUUCCGUCGCCAUUGUUCAAGUCCGAAAAAACACGGUUCUUCAUGGGUGCUCUUUAAACAAUGGCUGGGACAGAUCCGACUGAUUAACGGUAUGGGGCAGACUCAAACCCCCUUCCCCUCUACCCUGUGCGCACGCCUAUGUGCUUCGUGUAAUUCGGUAUUAAUGCCCUCUGUAGGCGACAGCCGCGCACACAGAUAUUAUGGGACGUCCUGCCUGGGGCACGUGCAGUGUAUUACCGCUGAUAUCACUUCGUCGUCCGUGACCACUUCUUUGUAUACGUGCACGGCCUCACUUAAACUGGCUGUCUCAGUGCAGGCAUUCGUAACGAGCUGCUACUAGCCGCGCAUUUUUACUGUUUUGUACUGCCAUAGCUAUAAAUAACUGCUUUAAGAAUUGUGUUGUGUUUUUUGUAUAUAGUUGAGAGACACACGGACUUAAGCAAACCACGACGUGGCGUCUGAAGUGGGUCUUCCUGGUGUUCAGAUUUUUUUUUUAUUUAGCGUGUGUGUUUGCGUAUGAAGUACACGUUCGAUUGUUUCCCGUAUUUCUGUUCCUUUCUUAGUAAAAUACAGGAGCCCUGGCGCUAGCAAGAGUUCAAAAGAUCUGAAAGACUAAAAAAAAAAAAAAAAAAAUCGUAUGUUGAUAGGAUUUGGGGAUUCAAUCCUCUAAGCCUCGUCCUUCAUUUCUCCAAUGUCUUCUUUUUUAUUCGCUUCUUUACGUUAAACGAGAGGAAACGCUUGCUCUCAAUGCACUGUGCAAAUAUUUGUGAGAGUUGUAGCAAGGCUCAAACAUGUAUACCGUUCACUGUAGAGAGUAGAAACCAACUACGCCGUUGAGCGCUCACUUGGUAGCCUUCGUGAAUGAAUAGCUUACACGUGGUCUAUAAAUUCCCAGUUGAGCCGAGGUUCACCGCUAAAGCUUGAACCAGUGCGAUGAGCAGUGAUAGGUGCAAAUAUUUAUCACCUCUAGCACACUUAUCCCGGCUCACGCACCUCCAGUGUUUUCUAUGAUUUGACGGAAUAGCCUCACAUUAUUUAUUUUGUGCUCAUUUUCCGCAAAAGCCUCAUCACUUUUUUUUUCUUUUCUUUUCCUUUUUAAAAUGUCAACAAAAAAUUACGGACGCUUCCGCAAUUGUCUUUAUUAUUCUUUAUUUACCUUAUUUAUUAACAUUGUAUCACAGGCAGCACUGUCUUUGAAAAAUGCAUUUGCUGCCUUCACUCAUUUUUCCAACACAUUCUUUCUCAUACAACGAAAAAAAAA